UAACUAAGUUUACCGACAUGAAGACAUUUAUUUGUUUACUGGCGCUGGCAGUUGCCACUUGCAAGGCCGGAUUCGAUUCUGGAUAUGAUCAAGGAAACAACGGGCUAGGAGAUAAUGGUGGAGGUUACCACUUCGCUGCAUCAGGCGGAGGCGGAGGUCAUGACUUUUCGGGAGGACAAAAUCACGAUUUUGGUAAUGCUCAGGGUGGACAUGACUUCUCUAGUGGUCAAGGAGCUCAUGGAUUUAAUGGAGGGCAAGAGGGUCACGACUUUUCCGGAGGUCAAGGCAAUGAUCAUACCUUUGCGAUCGCUCAAAACCAAGAUUUCUCAGGACACGGUCAACAAAACUUUGAUGCUGGCGGCCACGGUGGCGGACAAAACUUCGGUGGCGAUUCAUAUCUUCAAGCCGUUCAUGAUUUAGGUCACAAUUUUGAAGGUGGUAAUGCCGGUCAUGGCGGUUUUCAAGGUGAUAUAUCUGGUCAUGGCAACGAAGAAGGAAAUGGCAAUUACGGUGGACAUAGCUUUGGAGGACAUGGCAACAACGGUCAACAAGGUUUUAUCCUGCAAGACGGUGGCCACGAGUUUGGUGAUCAACACAACUUUGGACACGCUGAAGCUAUUCCAGUAGGUGAGCACAUUGACGAGGAGCAUCCCGUUGAAGUACCUCUUUACAAACACGUGACUGUCCCGAUCCACAAGCCAAUUCACGUGAAUGUGCCCAAGCCUAUCCUUAUUGGCAUUCCUCAUCCUUAUCCCGUCAAGGUUCCUGUUCACAAGCCCGUAGCUGUUCCUGUUGAGACUGAAAUCUCUAUUCCAAUUGAAAAAGUUGUUCCAUACCCCGUUGUUAAGCAUGUUCCUUACCCUGUUGAAAAGCACGUUCCUAUCAAGAUCGAAAAAACCGUAACAGUUCAUGUGCCCCAGCCUUACCCUGUCAAAAUCCCGGUUUACAAAACCAUUCAUCAUAAAAGCCACCACUAAUUAAGCUGUAUGUGUGCUCUAAU
This is a messenger RNA of Nymphalis io (European peacock), 1000 nucleotides long. RefSeq lists its product as uncharacterized. NCBI's taxonomy places the organism in Eukaryota, Metazoa, Arthropoda, Insecta, Lepidoptera, Nymphalidae. The record is from RefSeq and is a predicted model, not a curated record. The transcript has 2 exons. The coding region runs from base 18 to 977 and encodes 319 amino acids.